AUGGCCGUCAAGAAACUAUCAAAAGGGAUCGCUAUUUGUAAGUCACUUCAAUACCGUUUAUUCAAAACGAUGUAUCUCAGUUAUUUGCAAAGAUAUCAAAAAAUGUGCAACUGAUAAAAUGUACAGAAUUUCUUAAUGAACAUUUCAUUAGUUGACAUCUUUUUGAUAUCUAUAAUAGCAGCUGAGAUAUACUGUUUUGAAUGUAUGGUUUGGUUUAUUUUCAGUGUUUCUUCUAAUUUCAAACCUCAUCUUCUUCGUCGUUCCCCUCUUUCUCAUUUUUGUGGGAAUCUGGAAAUGGAGUGCGUGUCCGGGCGACGAGAUCCUUCCGAUUUGGAUGAUAUUCGUCGGCGCACUCAUUAUAAUCGAUCGAUUGAUAUUCUGGAAGCGGGUCAUCAACGAGACGCGCUUUGAGAAGACGGUCCCGCACCCGGGAAUGAUCAGUUUGGAGCGGGUGCUCACUUGGGAAAAAGAUCGGAUGGAGUCCACUUCCAGAAAGAUCUGGUACCUCAUGGCCAAACUCAAGAUCUUGUUCUUCGUUGCGUAAGUUAUGCUUUAACUAGUCACUCAAAAGGUUUACUCCCCCUUAACUUUUUCAUUUUUCAGUGCAUUCCUCGGAGCGUGUUGGAGCUACGCGUUCAUCUCAAAGUCGAAAAGUCGCGAACAAUGCGAUCCGCUCAUCUACAUUUCCAUCUUUGCUUUUUCUGUUUUCUCGAUGACCGCCGCCCUCGUUUCCUAUCUCAGCUCCUCGUAUUUGCAUUGUACGGCUCCCGGCACAAAACUCGAUCAGUUGGCCGUCGCCGCUCUCGAAGCUGUCUUCUAG
Caenorhabditis sp. 36 PRJEB53466 is the source of this 820-nucleotide messenger RNA. The record is from the annotation of a GenBank genome assembly. NCBI's taxonomy places the organism in Eukaryota, Metazoa, Nematoda, Chromadorea, Rhabditida, Rhabditidae.